AUGACGAGGCGGUCUCGUGUCCUACACUUCACAGCUCACAGCUUCGAUGCUAUCCUUCUGGAAAUCUUGAUUACCCUCAUGGUCGGAGCCUGUAUUUGCAUCCCAUCGGACGAGCAGAGAAUGAACGACUUGAAAGGUGCCAUCAAUAAUCCCCGUGUCAAUUGGGCUGGCAUGACUCCAACACUUGCAAAACUGCUUUCUCCAGUCGAUGUCCCUCUUCUUGAGUCACUUACUGUAUGGGGUGAAGCUCCCGACUUGGAAAUCAUCAAUACUUGGGCCGACAAAGUUGUCCUUUUCAACGCCUGGGGUCCGGCAGAGUGUUCCGUCAUUUCUUCAUCAUUUAUGGGUCGUUUCGUUCUUCAGGACAACUACAAGCAACUUGCUCCAAUCGGAGCCAUCGGUGAGGUCAUCAUCCAGGGCCCAUCGGUAGCCAGAUGCUACUUGUACGAUGAGGCCAGAACAGCGGGUGCCUUUAUCGAACCCGCGUCCUGGACAAACAGCCCCCCAGAUGCGAAGUUACAUAGAGCGUACCGCACUGGAGAUCUAGUGCGGUAUGCAGAUGAUGGGUCGCUGGAGUUGGUUGGCAGACGAGAUACUCAAGUAAAGCUCCGCAGGCAGAGAAUAGAAAUGAGUGAAAUUGAGUACCACCUUAACCUUUACUCGCCUGGUGGCGCCAUUGCCGCCGUGGAAUCUGUCAGGUCUGCUAAUCGACCCUUACGGCAGAUCUUGACAGCUUUUUUCUGGCCGCUUACCCGUAUAUUCAAGAAGGGAUCUGGGACUUGGAAAAGGCACAAUUCAUUCAGUUUGAGACGCAUCUUCGAUUUGCAAAAGCAGCAUUAUCCGUCUAAUUCGUCAGCUAGUGAUUGA
This is a messenger RNA of Trichoderma asperellum CBS 433.97, 867 nucleotides long. The record is from RefSeq and is a predicted model, not a curated record. NCBI's taxonomy places the organism in Eukaryota, Fungi, Ascomycota, Sordariomycetes, Hypocreales, Hypocreaceae.